AUGAUGGAGCGACGUAGAGUCUCCUGCACCUUCGGGUCCGGCGGCUCGCCGCACCGGCAGCCCGCCAGCCGCUACAUCGACGCGUUCGGCGAGAUCGUCGGCCUGCCGUCGCCGCGCAGCGCCUGCGACGAGCCGGAGUCGACGGCCGGCGAGCUGCAGUACGGGCCGGGUAUCGUCUCGCGACUGUGCAGUCGCUACCAGUCGAUGGCCGGGCGUGUCGCCGCCACUCCGUGCGACGAGGCAAUGCGGCGCGCCGCCAGCCUCCAGGACCUGCUGCGCCGAGAGGGGGCGUUCGAACGGGGCGCUCUCCAGGACAGCUACCUGCUGACGGGCGGCGGCGCGCUCUCCGCCCCGCCCGCCUGGGCCGAGUCGAUAAGGAAAGCAAAGUCCGUCGGGGACCUGCCACUGCAGGACAGCCUGCCGGCCAGGAAGUCCAGCCUGCCGACCGCCGACACGGUGAGCAACGUGAAGCGACUGUUCGAGCCGCCCUCGGGCGGGGGCGGGGGCGGGGGCGGGCCGCUGGAGCCGGAGAAAGGCAGCGCGUCCGGCGGCGGCCGGCCGGCCGGCGCAGACGCCCUGUUCCCGCCCGCCGCGGAUGACGUGCCGGUGCCGGCGGACCGCCCGAUGACUGUGAACAUGGUGGGGAUGGUGUUGAGCGGCGGCCGGCCCGUGGCGACCGGGCCGGUGCUGCCCGACGGGCCGGUGACUAGGGCCUCCCUGGCGGCCGCCGUGAAGCGCAGCAGCCCUCCGCUGACCGGGGGUGACCCGGCCCGGUUCAGCUCGGCCCAGGCGGUAAACGCCCGGCUCAUAUCCGCCGCCGCGGAGACCUCCGGCGAGGCGACCGGUAACGGAGCCGGCCGGCCGCCGGCGCCGGUCAACACCACACUCGCCUGGCACCAGCGCGUCAACAACAGCAUCCUGUACAACUUCACCGACCGCAGCGAGGUGCCAGACUACAUCGAGGAUGACGGCAUGGACAUCCAUCGGCCGGCCAAACCCAAGCCUAACGACACGGCGUACGUGCUUCUGGCGGGCUUCGAGCACGGCCAGACCAGCGACGAUGACGUGCUGCCCGCGCCGCUGCCGCCCCCGGAGCCGCCCGCCUGUCCGGUGGAGUUCACCAACGCCGGCGUCAUCAUCAACGGCCAGUCCAGCCUGCGCCGCCAGCCGCGGGAGAGCACGCGUGCCGUCUGGUUCAGCGAGCUCAGCCCGCGGGUGUUUCGGUACCCCUCUGAGUCGACACUACUGGAGGCACAACCUCCGGAGCCGGAGCCGCCCCGGUCUGAGACGGAGGCCACCACCGGCUCUGACGAGGACUGGAACGGGACGGAGGAAAGCGACCGGCCGGCACCCUCCCAGGGACUUCUCGGCUCCUCGCUGCCGGCCAACCCCGCAGCGAAACCCUCCACGCUGUCCACCUACACGUCCAGCCGCCUGGCCACGGAGGAGGCCGCCGCCUUCCAGCUGGGUGUCACGCGCGCCUCGCGGCCGCCGGCGCCCUCAGUCCCGGCGCCGGCGCCGCCCUCCGCCCCCGCCCCCGCCCAGCCUGACGAGGAGGACGCUGCCUGGAGCGCAGAGACCACUGCUGACAUGCUCUUCUGA
This is a messenger RNA of Amphibalanus amphitrite, 1602 nucleotides long. RefSeq names its product WAS/WASL-interacting protein family member 1-like. The transcript is spliced from 7 exons. The record is from RefSeq and is a predicted model, not a curated record. Bases 1 to 1602 code for a protein of 533 amino acids. NCBI's taxonomy places the organism in Eukaryota, Metazoa, Arthropoda, Thecostraca, Balanomorpha, Balanidae.